AUGAAUAAAUAUAGUCCCGUCAUAACUUCCGUGAUCCCUCUCCAUGUCGGCCAAUUUCUCUUUGUCCGCAUAGAGACAGAUGGUGGACCUGUGGGCUGGGGCGAAGCUGGAGUCUGGGGUCACAUCGAAGCGGGAGCAACUGCGGUUCAACGAUUUGCAGAAUAUCUCACCGGAAAAUGCGCAUUCGAUAUCGAGCAUCAUUGGAACGUCAUGCACCGCUUUAGCUAUUUCCAAGGCAUGGCCAUCAAUGCUGCAAUUUCAGGGAUUGACAUUGCGCUGUGGGAUAUCAAGGGGAAGGCUCUGGGUGUACCAGUAUGGGAACUUCUGGGUGGAGCUUGCCGGAAGAAGGCGAGAGUAUACGGUCACAUCUACGAGAAAAACAUCGAGGGCAUCCUCAAAGAGUGUAAAAGAAAGAUGGAUUUAGGAUACACUGCAUUCGGCCACAUCAAUCCGUUUCUGGACGAGGGACACGACCAAGUCUACUUUAAAACACAUGUCAAGAAGAUGCAAGACGCAGCCGACAAUGUGCGUCGGAUGCGCGAAGUCGUAGGCGAUCAAGUCGACCUUCUCAUAGAAUUGCAUCGUCGCCUAACACCAGCUGAGGCAUUCACUUUCACCAAUAUGAUCAAAGAUUACAAUCCUAUGUUUGUGGAGGACCCAAUCCGCCCAGAAAACGCCGAUUCGAUGGCCCGCGUUGCAGAUCGUAUUGUAGUACCCAUCGCUACUGGCGAGCGAUUCAGCAAUAUAUACGAGUUUCAAGCCCUCUUGUCUCGCAAUGCGGUAGAAUAUGUCCGCGUCGAUGUCGCUCUGUGUGGCGGAAUUACCGGCGCAAAAAAGGUUGCUGCGAUGGCAGAAGCACACAAUGUGCAAGUCGUGCCUCACAAUCCGCUUUCUCCCAUCGGCCUAGCUGCCUGUCUCCAGAUCGCUGCGAGCGUACCAAAUUUUGCGAUCCAAGAGUACGCGACCGGUUUCGAGAAUGGUGUCUUCACUUCUUCUUUGGAUCAUCUUGGCAGUAAUGUUGUGGACGUGGUUCCGAAAGUUGAAAACGGGUUUGUCGACAUUCCGACGGGUCCGGGUAUUGGCAUCAAUCUCCUGGAUAAUGCUUCUGAAAUCCGACCUCCGUUCAAUCAGCCAAUGCAUAUGAGGCCUCAUUACGAUGGCUUUGUCGUUGAUCAGUAAGACUGAUCAUGGUGGAGUGUUGCUCGAGAAAGGUUCGUCUCAAGCAGGCCGUUGAAACACCGCAAAUGAGACAUAGAGUUACCG
Molecule: messenger RNA, 1263 nt
Organism: Aaosphaeria arxii CBS 175.79
Lineage: Eukaryota; Fungi; Ascomycota; Dothideomycetes; Pleosporales
Product: enolase C-terminal domain-like protein
Exons: 2
Coding region: 1-1179 (392 amino acids)
Biological process (GO): amino acid catabolic process
Source: RefSeq, a predicted model, not a curated record